Molecule: messenger RNA, 584 nt
Organism: Musca domestica (house fly)
Lineage: Eukaryota; Metazoa; Arthropoda; Insecta; Diptera; Muscidae
Exons: 2
Coding region: 135-455 (106 amino acids)
Source: RefSeq, a predicted model, not a curated record
UUAUGAAUCGCGAUUCAUCGUCCGGGCGACAUAUUUAUACCUGUGUUCAUAUAAAACGUAUUGUUGUCACUAAUUGGUGCGUGUAGACCAUUCAUCACUUAUCGCCGAAGCUGUUGAAAAUAUCGGAUAACGCCAUGAAAUUGAUAAUUUUCCUAGUGUUGGCCAUCUGCUAUUAUGUCAGAGCUAGUGUAAUACCGGUGCACACCUUGCCCACAACGUAUGCAGUGACUGCUGGUACACCGGUGGUAACCGCACACAGUCAUCAAGUGGUUGCCCGCCAAUUUAACCGAGUCUAUGUACCGACUGUACCCACUGUGUCCACCGUUCCAACGGUUGCCUAUCCUGGAUAUUCUGCCACUUGGUCUACAUAUCCCUAUAUACAUCGUUAUGGUUACGGUUAUGGAUAUGGAUAUCCAUACAGCUACACUUAUCCUUAUUCGACGACUGUAUGGUAAAAUUUAUAGUGAAAUUGUAAACAUAUAAAACGAACAUGAAUAUAUUAAUAUGUAGACGAGAUUUUAUAGAAAAAUACAUUCACUUAUUAUAGACAAAAUAAAAUCGACUAUUUAACCAAAGAUACAGAA